Chaetomium strumarium is the source of this 2253-nucleotide messenger RNA. RefSeq lists its product as uncharacterized. Bases 268 to 2106 code for a protein of 612 amino acids. The transcript is spliced from 7 exons. Gene Ontology annotation, molecular function: actin filament binding. NCBI's taxonomy places the organism in Eukaryota, Fungi, Ascomycota, Sordariomycetes, Sordariales, Chaetomiaceae. The record is from RefSeq and is a predicted model, not a curated record. Gene Ontology annotation, biological process: actin filament organization.
GCGGCUCGGAGACUGGAUGUUCUGGGCGAUCCCUUGGAGGGGCCCCCAAAGAACCGCCAAUAAGCAACCAGGAACAGGGGUGGACGGGCCACGCCACGCUAAGGUAACCGAACUCAGCCUCGCUAAAGCGACCGGGGAGAGUUACCUUUAUCUUGACCUCAUCUGCCCCUGAACUUGUUCAAGCUCCAAAGACGAAAACCUGCAGCGACCGAUUUUUCCGUUACAAGCGUCCUUUGCUGGCCGUUGGUUACUCAUCUUUUUGACCCGAUGGCUGGCCGAUUCGUGCGCGCGUCGAAAUAUCGACACGUCUUUGGGAAGCCCACCAAAAAGGAGUUCUGCUAUGACAACCUCCACAUCAGCCGCAAUGCCUGGGAUACCAACCUUGUGAAGGUUAACCCCGAAUAUCUCUCUGUUAACUGGGAGGCCAGCGGUGGCGGCGCCUUUGCCGUGAUCCCCCUGAACGAGCGCGGAAAGCUGCCCGACCAAAUACCGCUCUUUCGAGGCCACACGGCGGCCGUGCUAGACACAGACUGGAACCCUUUCAAUGACCGGAUCAUCGCUUCAGCGUCUGAUGAUGGCAAGGUCUUCAUCUGGGAGGUGCCCAAGGGGUUCACCCUCUACACAGAUGCCGAAGAGAUCCCUGAUGUCUCGCCAGUUAGCAGACUGUCUGGCCACUCAAGAAAAGUCGGGCAUGUCCUCUUCAACCCCGCCGCCGAGCACAUUCUUGCUUCCUCCUCGGGCGACCUGACCAUCAAGCUGUGGGAUAUUGGCACCGGUCAGGCUGGCGUCACACUCAGGCACCCGGAGAUUGUGCAGAGUAUGUCAUGGAGCCCGGAUGGUGCCAUGUUGGUGACGACGUGCCGGGACAAGAAGCUGCGUGUUUGGGAUGUGCGGCAGGAGAAGCCCGUUCAUGAGUAUGCGGGCCAUGAGGGCGCCAAGAACAGCCGCGCAGUGUGGAUGGGCGAGCACAACCGCAUUGUGACCACCGGUUUCUCGAGAAUGAGCGAGCGCCAGAUCGGUCUGUGGGAGCCCGGCCGGAAAGACCCCAUCGGUGGUUUUACCUCUCUCGACUCGAUUUCUGGUGUCUGCAUGCCCUUUUGGGACGAGGGGUCGAACUGCCUGUACCUCGCCGGCAAAGGCGACGGCAAUAUUCGCUAUUUUGAGUACGAGAACGACAAAUUCGAGUUCCUUUCCGAAUACAAAUCAGCCGAUCCUCAGCGCGGAAUCGCCUUCCUGCCGCGCCGCGGCAUCAAUGUCCACGAGAACGAAGUUAUGAGAGCUUACAAGACCGUCAACGACGCAUACAUCGAGCCUAUCUCCUUUACCGUGCCUCGGCGCGCUGAAACCUUCCAGUCUGAUAUCUACCCUCCCGCCAUCGGCACGAAGCCCGCCAUGUCUGCCAAGGAGUGGUUCGACGGAAAGACGGCGGUCCCGGCCAAGAUUGAUCUGGAAAGCGUCUACGAGGGCAACGCACCUGUCGAGGUCCCUGCCGACUACAAACCUCCCGCAGCCGCGGCAGCUCCCGCCCCGGCGCCUGCUCCGGCACCGAAGAAGGAACCUGAGCCUGCGCCGGCACCCGUUCGUGCUCCCGCCACGAUUACUGACCAGAAGAGUUCCAUCUCCGCCAUGGCGAAUAAGUUCCAAGACGAUGCCGAGGAGGAAGUUGACGACGAUGCCGAGACCUCGAGUUUCGAAGAGAUCACCCGGCCCGCGCAGCGCACCAGUACUAUUCCCGUCCGGGCCGCGACUAAGCCAGCGCCCGUCACGACACCCGCGCCGCCCGUGCAAGCGAAGCCCGCAUCGCCAGUCAAGUCGCCGCAGGCUACUGCGGCGCCCAUCCCUGAAGCGGCUCCCGCCGCGGCGCCUGCAGCAGCCGCGGUGUCCAACCCGGCGGUCGAGGCGUCGCUAGAGCAGAUCAAGCAGCUCCUUGAGCAACAGGUCAAGGUCAUCGGCGUCCAGAACGAGAAGCUUGCGGCGCAGACCCAGAUUAUUGCCCGCCUCACCGCAGAGGUUGAGACGCUCAAGAAGAGAGUUGGCGCGGCCCCCCAGGACCAGAGCGAGCGCAUCCGGCAGCUGGAGCUUGAGCUGGAGGCUGCGAGGUCUUGAACGACAGUGGCUGCAAUCAAGCCACAGGUUCAGAAUUGCCCAUACAGUCAGGGCUAGGAUGAGUGUUUAUGAGCGAUGGGCGGACGUUCAGGGCUUUUCGGAGGACUCCGCAUGUUUACGACAGGAAGUACAGGCCGGAAAAUCUCG